UAUCUUUCAUCUUCCAUUUUCCAUCUUCUAGUCCGUAUCACUUUCCUACCGAGACAUGGUCAAAAUUAAAGAAAAAUUCAAGGAGGGCUACCUCUUGGCCAAGCGCAAGUAUCGUGAGAUUCCUAAUAUACCUGAGUGGGUCAGCUACCAUCGACCGAAAAUCAGGGAUGAAAGGGUAUACGACCCUCCCGAAGCGCAGGAGUACGCGGGGAAGAAAGCGCUGGUCGUUGGAGCGUACGGAGACCUGGGAGAAGAAAUUGCAUACCGACUGCUUCUGCACGGGUGUGAAUGGAUCUUCCUCGCCAGUGACCGCGAGGACGAGCUGGACAAUAUGUCCAAGCGUUUCCAACACGACGCCCGCCUGCGCUCAGUUAACCCAGACUACCAAGUCUGUUGGCUCCCACUCGAUCUCCGCCAUUCAGAUGGGGUGAUAAAUUUUAUUCAUCGAUUUCUCGCACGAUCGAACAGACUCCAUAUCAUCAUCUUCAAUGCGGCAACCUUUCACCCGGAUUAUCAGGCGAUUCUCGUGGCCAACAACAUGUACACCGAGCGGACGAUCCAGGGUAUCUCUCUCUCUUCUUCCACCGUGACUGCCUGCUAACCCCCUCAUGACACAGUCAACUGCUACUCGCUGUGCUUGAUAUUCGCAGCCCUUCAAAGAGUGCUUUUCGACUCGGCAAAGGAGGCAAACCAGCCCGCUCAUGUGGUUUUUGUCACCUGUUCCUGGAUGGCCAACGAUUA
Messenger RNA from Aspergillus steynii IBT 23096, 741 nucleotides. RefSeq lists its product as uncharacterized. The coding region runs from base 56 to 601 and encodes 181 amino acids. The record is from RefSeq and is a predicted model, not a curated record. NCBI's taxonomy places the organism in Eukaryota, Fungi, Ascomycota, Eurotiomycetes, Eurotiales, Aspergillaceae. The transcript has a single exon.